Molecule: messenger RNA, 1937 nt
Organism: Papaver somniferum (opium poppy)
Lineage: Eukaryota; Viridiplantae; Streptophyta; Magnoliopsida; Ranunculales; Papaveraceae
Product: pentatricopeptide repeat-containing protein PNM1, mitochondrial-like
Exons: 1
Coding region: 47-1663 (538 amino acids)
Molecular function (GO): protein binding
Source: RefSeq, a predicted model, not a curated record
UCUUCUUCUUCUUCUUCUUCUUCUCACUCUAACAAAGAGAAAAACAAUGUCGAGAGCUCUGCAACUUGGAAGAUAUCUUCGUUGCAUUUCUCGAAGUAACACUAAUUUACGCUGUCAAUCUUCUCCUCUAUUUCUUCUAGUUGAUCAAUCUUCAUUUUCUUCUUCUUCCUCCUCCUCACCUACCCACUCUUACAGAUUUCUCAACAAUCAACCUUCUUUAUAUAACAGAAGAAACUUCUCAUCAUCAAUACCACCACCGCCUCCGCCGUCAUCACCUCCAUCUGACUGUAAUCAAAAUGAAGAACCACAGAAAAUAGCUCAAGGAAUAUCAACAGAGCUACUCAAACAAGAAGACGACGAUACUCUUCCAUUAAACAAACGAUUAGAUCUUCAUUUCUCGAAUGUUACUACUGAAACCUCAAAUCUCCUUCUUCUUCAGGUUCUUAAUCUUUCUCCUGAUGCUGGUCGGACCACUGUUUUAGGGUUUCACAAAUGGAUCUCAUCUCGUCCAGGUUUUCAACAUACUGAUCAAACUUAUUCAUAUCUUGUUGAUUAUUUUGGUAGAAAGAAAGAUUUUAAGAUAAUUCAUGAGAUUCUUGUUGAUGGGCGUGGGGUUAUUGGUACUAAAACCCUAGAAACAUUCGUUAAUCGUCUUGUUAGGGCUGGUAGAGAUACUCAGGCUGUAUCGUUUUUUGAUAAAUUGGAAACUGAGUAUGGUUUGGUUCGUAAUCGGCAAUCGCUUAAGAUUGUUGUCUCGAAUCUCUGUGAGAAUGGGUUUGCUAAUUCUGCUGAGAAAAUGGUCAAAAAUCUAGCUCAUGAGUUCUUUCCAGAUGAAUCUACUUGUGAGAUGUUGAUUAAAGGUUGGUGUGUGGAUGGGAAACUUGAUCAGGCUAAAAGAUUAGCUGGGGAAAUUCAUAGAGGAGGGUUUCAACUGGGGACGUCGGCUUAUAAUUCAAUUCUCGAUUGUGUCUGUAAGCUCUGUAGGAAGAAGGAUAACUUUAGACUUCAAUCUGAAGCUGAAAAGAUUCUAGUCGAGAUGGAUUAUGCAGGAGUACCUAGGAAUGUGGAGACAUUUAAUAUAUUGAUCAACAAUUUGUGCAAAAUUAGGAGAACUGAAGAAUCGGUUAAGCUGUUUGAGAGAAUGGGUGAAUGGGGAUGUAGUCCAAAUGCAGAAACUUAUCUUUUACUUAUUAAAAGUUUAUAUCAGGCAGCAAGAAUUGGCGAAGGUGAUGAGAUGAUAGAUAAAAUGAAAUCUGCUGGAUUUGGGAGUGGUCUUGAUAGAAAGGCUUAUUUUGGGUUUAUAAAGGUUCUGUGUGGGAUUGGAAGGAUUGAGCAUGCAAUGAAGGUUUUUGCUAAGAUGAAGGCUGAUGGGUUUGUACCUGGUAUCAAGUCUUAUGAGUUAUUGAUUGAGAAAUUGUGCUCUCAUGGGCAGACUCACAGAGCGAAUCAUCUCUCCAGUGAAGCAAAGUUGAAAGGUAUACUUGUGGAUCCCAAAGUGUAUAAAUUGGAUCCGAGAUUCACUAAGAAGCCUAAGGUUGAGAAGACUGCUGUCAAGAAGAGGGAAACAUUGCCUGAGAAAAUGGCGAGGAAAAGGAAAACUCUUAAGAAGAUAAAUCUAAGUUUUGUGAAGAAGCCAAAGAAAAUGAUGCGGAGAGCUUAUUGAUUGCAAUAGCUGAACUAAGCGUUUGGGAGGUGGUAGUGUCUUGAGAGUUAUUACACAAUUGAGAAAAGCUUUUCUGGCGGUAAUUUUUGUUCUAUUGUGCUUCAUUUUACUCUUGUCAACACUAAAAUUAAAAUUUCUUUUGGUUCUGAUUUAUAUUAGCUUUUCUUUUAUGCAAUUUUGACUGCUCACUGUAAAGGCAAGUGGUUACCACCCCUUGAUAGAGGGUGAUCAGGCAUCUGCCUAGUUCAAUUAUUCAAUGAAGAACUUUUGGAAA